UCGUAAUCGUAAGCAUAGGGUGGUUGGUUCAUAUUUAUUGGAUAUUUCUAACUUUUUAUUUAUUUUGGAGACAGCUGUUGUGCUUUUUUACAACUUGGUCAAGGCACUGGACGUGAGAGUCAUGGCAUCAUGGUCCACAGAGUAUUAGGGGUGCCUUAUAUCUGCCUGACUGUUUUAUUUCUACCCCUCCUCCUUCAAGGCGUAGAGAUCUUGGACCCGGGACAAGUGGUAUACACUGAGACCAAGACCAAUGGUGUGGUGGGACGUGGAGUGAUUCUGGAGUGUGGCCCCACAUUACCUGAUGUCUACAUCUGGGGGUUCACCCAGCCGGGGACAGACACCAUCCGUGCUGUGGUGUACAACUUUGGGAAGGGUCCCAAGAUACAGAAGUUAGCCAAUGAAUUGGGUGAAUUGACAGUAAUCAGCAACAGCGCCUCUUUGUCCAUUGAUAAGCUUCCUCUGGCUGCAGAAGGAGUUUAUACCUGCCAGGCGCUGUAUGAUACCCCUGAUGGAGCCAAGUUGUAUUACUACUAUGUGUUUCUGCGUGUUCUAGUGCCAGUGACCAAACCUUAUAUCGUGAUGAGUGACUCUUCGCCAGUGGAGGGCACGUCAAUGAUCAUGCGCUGUGGCCUGGAGAAUGGCACGCGGCCUAUUAAUUACAUAUGGGAACAGGAGAGUCGGGAAAGCAAGGUCACCACCAUGGCUGAAAUCUACGAUGACAACCAGUUCAAUCUCACCGAUGUCAACCGCAAUCACACUGGAUGGUACAGAUGUCUUGCCAGCAACCAAGUCAACCAGCAGCGCAGUGACAGAGUCUGGCUUGACACCAUUUUUGGUCCAGAUCAACCUCAAAUUGAUGUCACCCCUUACUCUGUGACGGAACGGGGUUAUUCUGCCCUGGAAAGAGAGACAGUUUCCCUUCUGUGUCAAGCUUCUUCUAACCCCCCCAGUCAGUACGUCUGGUUCUACAACAACUCCCAGGUGUUCACUGGUCCGCAGUUUACCAUCACCAAGAUCCUACGCAUGCACACGGGCCACUAUGCAUGCCUGGCUCAGAACACUUACCUCAACACCCGCUCCAGGAAAACCAUCACCCUCACCGUCUACUAUCCACCAGAUGGCGCUCCAACUUGCUUGAUUCUACCAACAAACAAUUACACUGACCUGGCCCUUCUCUGUACCUGGGAAGGUGGAAUCCCUGCAGCUGCUUUGAGAUGGACCCCUUAUGUGUUUGAAAAAGAGAGUGAGGGAUUCACCAACAUCACAAAGAUUCAGAAAGGUCAAGAUACUGCGAACAACUCUGUGUUCAUCUGCCAAGGUUCACACGUUGCUUCAAAUGAAAUCAAGAGCUGCAGUGUAAAAACUUGGGCGCCCUAUGGGGAACCAAAGUGCUCUGCAUAUGCAACUCGAAACAAUGAGUACCUAAUGCUGUCCUGCUCCUGGGAAGGCGGGUUACCUCGAGCCCUAGUUUGGUGGUCCUCCAGCACAGGAGACAUGCAAGGCACGUCUGAGGAGAACGCUAACAUCCUGGUUCUGCGUUCAAGUGCUACCUACAGUGGCAAGGCCUUUGUAUGCCAUGCAAAACAUCCAUUGGUUAAGGAGACCAAACAGUGUGUUUUAAAACUGGAGGCACCGGUCCUUGUGACUCAACGGAGUGCCAUGACAGUUUAUGAAGGCAAUGAUGUCCAGCUGAGCUGUGUUUUGAGUAGAAACUACCCUGUCACAGAGAUUUCCUGGUACAACAAUCAGAAACAGCAUGUGAACGAUAGUCCUCUGAAGUACGUCCUGGAGCGGGCUGCUGCCUGGACCAACUUGACCGUGCGAGAAACAGACAGCGAGACAGACAGUGGCCAGUACUGGUGUUCAGCUACUAAUGCUGUGGGUGGUGCAGAGAUUCCUAUUAUGCUGAUGGUGAAAAGGUACCCAAUGCCCCCAGAUUUAAGCAUCACUAGGAUCAUGUACAACAGUCGUCAGCGGACAGAUGUUGACCUAGACUGGCAGCUUCAGACUGAAGGUGAACUCACUGGGUUCUUUAUUGAACGGCAGAGGCUCCCUGAACCUGCGAAGAAAAGAAACACUGACGUUCCCUGGCAGAAACUAGUAGAUCUGGAUCCUGAUUCCCGAACCUUCCAAAUAAACAAUCUGGAUCCCAAUGGAGCCUAUGCAUUUCGCAUUACUGCCAUCAACCACCGCACCAUUGGAAACCCUUCAGACAUAAAGAGCCCAGCCGACCCUCCCUUCAAUGCCUACCCAGCUGUGAUCGGGGCAGCCAUUGGGGGCAUGAUCAUAGCCACAAUAAUCACUAUACUGCUCUUCAUGUAUGUGGUACGGAACCGAAACAAUAACCCACGGCUUCAUGACUUGAUAUUUGGAAGGCAGAAUAGCCAGUCUAGAGAGAACAUUAAUUUCCCUGAGGAUGAAGUUCCUGGCACAGCAGAGGGGGAGAGAGGUACAGGAGAGCCAGGCCCGUCAGCCACUCCAGCGGCAUCAAUGGCACUGCCAAGGCCAACAGCAACACCUACAAACCUUCCCCCAGGCGAGGAGCCUGUCAACGUAACUAUAACUGUCAUGGCCUCCAGCUGAAUACGAGGCUGAUAAUAAUCAUGUUUGCUAUCAUAAACGUACUACAGGAUAAUACACUCUGGGGAUCAAGAACACAUUUUCAUCAUAAACAGAAGAAAACUAUGAAAGAAAGAAAAAUCAUUUUGUGUUUUACAUUUUGUGAAUAUAAUUUUAUACUAAGAUCAGUUUAAGUGUUUACUAACAAGUGUCUACCAUUUAAGUAACAGCACCUUGAUUAACUACAAGCUCAUUGUCAAUUUACAGUUGGAUUGCUAUAUUUUUUGCUGCACUGUUUAAGAAAGUAGUCAACAAUCAAACAAAAGGGAAUUCAUUUGCAUUAAACUCAAAUGUGUUAAGGCAAAAAGUUGCUUAGGCAAGUUAAUCUGAUAUUUUUAAAGCAUUGUAAGCAAAAUGCACUAUUUUCUGAACUAAAUGUUUUAAUAAAACAACAGCUGAA
Danio aesculapii is the source of this 3019-nucleotide messenger RNA. RefSeq names its product V-set and immunoglobulin domain-containing protein 10-like 2. Bases 130 to 2583 code for a protein of 817 amino acids. The record is from RefSeq and is a predicted model, not a curated record. The transcript is spliced from 12 exons. Gene Ontology annotation, molecular function: protein binding. NCBI's taxonomy places the organism in Eukaryota, Metazoa, Chordata, Actinopteri, Cypriniformes, Danionidae.